This is a messenger RNA of Solenopsis invicta (red fire ant), 444 nucleotides long. RefSeq lists its product as uncharacterized. The record is from RefSeq and is a predicted model, not a curated record. The transcript has a single exon. Lineage: Eukaryota; Metazoa; Arthropoda; Insecta; Hymenoptera; Formicidae. The coding region runs from base 1 to 444 and encodes 147 amino acids. Gene Ontology annotation, molecular function: nucleic acid binding.
AUGUUUUCCGAUAAUGGAACCACCUUCGUAAGCGCACAAAACCGACUUAGUGAAUUCUACAAAAUUUAUAACGGGCAACAAAUACAAUCGGAUAUUAAGCGAUUCCUCUAUGAUCAGGAAAUUUCUUGGAGUUUUAUACCUCCUAACAUCCCUCAUUUCGGCGGGCUUUGGGAGGCAGCAGUUAAGUCUGCAAAGUUUCACAUGGCCCGAAUCAUAGGCAAUGCUCACUUGACAUUCGAGGAGAUGCAGACUUCACUCUGUGAAAUCGAGGCGAUUUUAAAUUCACGCCCUAUCACGCCUUUGAGUUCGGAUCCAAAUAACUUAGAAUAUAUCACACCGGGUCAUUUUCUGGUCGGCACAGCUCUAAACAGUUUCCCUUACAGCGAUCUAAGCAACGUUCCUGAGAACCGCCUCGUGCGCUGGCAAAGGGUAGAGCAGCUUUGA